AGAGAGGUGUGAUGCCACGAUGACUGAUAGACUGGCUGCCUUCCUAUUCCUCUGUGUAAUCUUUGUUCCACCGACUCUGGAGCUUUCUCAAAAGAUCUCCAUCACAGAGGUCAAAUUGGGUGAUGAUGUAACCCUGAGAUGUAAAACUGCUGGGUAUGACCAGCGGAUGGUUUACUGGCAUAAACUGGAGUUUGGUUUUAUGAUCGAAACAAUUGCUUUUGGUAGUAGUCCAAUUCUCCCUCUUCAGAGAGAGUUUAACAACUCAAGAUUCAAAGCCACAAAAAGUGGGAAUGAUUAUUUCCUGGAAAUUAAAAAUGUCAGCAAAGAAGAUCAAGCAACUUACUUCUGUCAGGCAGGAACAUCGUACACAAUGAGUUUCAUUAACGGCAGUCAUUUGGUUGUAAAAGGAUCUGAUGUGGAAUCUGUGUCGGCGGGAAACAACGUGAAUCCGCAGUGUUCGCUUCUUUUGCAACAUAAGGAAAACCCAGAUAAGUGUUUGGGAGAUCAGAGAGUUUACCUUUACAGACCUGGAUUGGAAUCUGAGCCGGACAUCAUUUAUACGACCAGUUCUCGCUGUGACGACCAAGAAGGAAGGAGAUGUGUCUAUCAUAUGUCCAAAGCUGUGAAGAACUCUUCAGAUCCUGGCCUCUACUCCUGUGCUGUCUCCGCAUGCAGAGAGAUCCUGUUUGGUGAAGAAAUGGAAGCGCAGAAAAAUCAAGGCGUGUGUCCAUAUGCUGUUAUACUUGGAACACUGCUGGCCUGCUGCGUACUGGCAAAUUUUGUUUUAAUUCUGACCUGGAAAAGGCAAAAUCCAGUUUGUAACAAGUGCAAGGAUGGUAAACCUUAUACUCAUGCUGAAAGUGACGGACCGGAUGGGGAUCAACAAACUGACUUGGGUGAUGAAGAUGAUGGGCUCAAUUAUGUUGCUCUUGAGUUCUCCUCAAGAAAGUCAAAAAGGCAGAGAAGCAUGAGGGAGUCCAAGGAGACCUGUAUAUAUGCAAACAGAAAAGAUUGCCAUUGAAAGAUGGAUCCUUGGAUGGUAAAAUGGUUAUGAGGAUGGCAUCUCAACAUUUUGGAUAUCCUUAUUAUAUCCUUACAUCAUUAGUGAUUACUCAAGUUGUGGUCAAACUCAGGAAAAAAUUGUGCAAAUGUUGUCUUUUAGAAACAGUUUUCUAAUUAUCCAGUCAUUUGAGAAACAGAUUAGAGACAUUUACUGAUCUCCAAAGAAAAACAUUUUAACAUGUAAAUCUUUUUUCAUUGAGAUAAUCAUGAGAGUUAUCAUCUCAAGAAAAAAAACUAAAAAAAACAAACUAGCAUACAUGGCUGUUUCUUGCCUUCUGUACAAAACAACAUAAUGAGUCGAUUUAAAUGUUAAUAUUUUUUUAAGACUUUAUAGUAAAACUGGGACUGUUAGAAAUAGACUUGGAAUAGUUUUCUUUUCUUGUUUUUUAAAGUCUGCCAUCUGCUUUGUAAAACUCACUGUGCAUGAUCAAUUCAGCAUGUUAUUUAAUGUUCAUUUUUAUAAAGUCAUUUUCUUUUUCUGUUUCUCUUUCAAUAUUACUUUUUGUUUUUUUUCUCCGCAACAAAUGAGUUUGGAUUUUUGAGUGUUCUGGACAGUUUUACCUGGCUGGUCAAAGUGAAUUCAAUGUUAUUGUGUUUAAGCUUGUUCAAUUAAUCCUAAUAAAAGGCAAUAUGUAAUAUAAUCAUUUAAAGGGGAAAAUUGGUACAAUAAUUGAAUUGAGUCUUAUCUCAUAUCCAACAAAUUUUAUUUCAGCUACAGAUUUUAUGGGGAAUAAAAAUUCUCUAAAUUGAUUUUAAAAUUCUUCUUUGACACCCCCCCCCACACACACACAAAAUAGCGA
This is a messenger RNA of Oryzias melastigma (Indian medaka), 1862 nucleotides long. RefSeq lists its product as uncharacterized. The transcript is spliced from 6 exons. Gene Ontology annotation, biological process: response to bacterium. NCBI's taxonomy places the organism in Eukaryota, Metazoa, Chordata, Actinopteri, Beloniformes, Adrianichthyidae. The coding region runs from base 20 to 1021 and encodes 333 amino acids. The record is from RefSeq and is a predicted model, not a curated record.